Molecule: messenger RNA, 657 nt
Organism: Acanthosepion pharaonis
Lineage: Eukaryota; Metazoa; Mollusca; Cephalopoda; Sepiida; Sepiidae
Source: the annotation of a GenBank genome assembly
AUGCUUUCUUCUCCCUUUCUUUGGCCUGACCCAUUCUUUCUUUCUUUCUUUCUUUCUUUCUUUCUUUCUUUCUUUCACAAGUGCCUCUCUUUCCCUUGUUUUUCCUGCACCAUAUGCUUUCUUCUCCCUUUCUUUGGCCUGACCCAUUCUUUCUUUCUUCUUUCUUUCUUUCUUUCUUUCUUUCUUUCUUUCACAAGUGCCUCUCUUUCUCUUGUUUUUCCUGCACCAUAUGCUUUCUUCUCCUUUUCUUUUGCCUGCCCCAUUCUUUCUUUCUUUCAUUCUUUCUUUCUUUUCUUUCUUUCUUUCUUUCUUUUCUUUCUAAGUGCCUCUCUUUCCCUUGUUUUUUUCCUGCACCAUAUACUUUCUUCUCCUUUUCUUUUGCCAGCCCCAUUCUUUUUCUUUCUUUCUUUUUUCUUUCUUUCUUUCUUUCUAGAGUGCCUCUCUUUCCCUUGUUUUUCCUGCACCAUAUCUUUCUUCUCCUUUUCUUUUUUGCCUGCCUCAUUCUUUCUUUCUUUUCUUUCUUUUCUUUCUUUCUUUCUUUCUAAAGUGCCUCUCUUUCCCUUGUUUUUUUCCUGCACCAUAUACUUUCUUCUCCCUUUUCUUUUGCCUGCCUCAUUCUUUCUUUCUUUCUUUCUUUCUUUCUUUCUUUCUUUCUAA